Molecule: messenger RNA, 1430 nt
Organism: Chilo suppressalis (striped riceborer)
Lineage: Eukaryota; Metazoa; Arthropoda; Insecta; Lepidoptera; Crambidae
Source: the annotation of a GenBank genome assembly
AAACAAAAAUACACCCAUUUGUUUUUUAUUAAUACUUUUGGUAUAUGAUGUUGACUUACGUAAUAAAAUAAUAAAUUGUUUACAAAUCAUUUUCAUCACAAAUUCAUAUUUAGUUAUUAUCUAUUACCAUUUUCAAAAUUUAUUUUGUGGUAAAUUCAAAGAAGUUUCUUAAAUUAAUAUGGAUGGUGAGCCGGAAGCAUUAUUUGAUACAGCUACAAACUGCAACCUAGGAUGUGGCUCUGAAACAUUGUCAGACAUCAAUCAAGCCAAACUGGAUUCAUUAGAAAAAAAAGCAGUUCAUCUGAGGUUGGUUUUGGAAAAGGAUUUUAAAGCUGCGGAUAUCAAAUGGAGUUUAUUCGUGUCAGCAGCUUUUAGCUUUCGGUACGAAAGUUGUCUUCGACCUUUUCCACCCGCCUUCAUAAAGAAUGGUAUCAAGGACAUGGAUGAAUUACUAAGUGUGAUCACUGAUAUACCAGCUUUGGAUUUAGUCUUACAACAGCUAGACAAUCUGGACAAUUUAAGCAUUAUCAGUGGAAUUAUUGAUUUGCUUUUCUAUGUUCUGGUUCGACUAAAAGAACCAACUCUGAAGACUAUUCCUCAAGAAGUGCAUGAAUCUAUUUUGUCCUAUGCAAACGCCAGUGCCCAAAAUACACCAAAACCACAGUAUGUUUUCCAAGUUUGCUACUCAAACAAGUCAGCAGCAGAAGCAAAAUGGAAGGAAUUGGCUAGAAAUCAUAAUACAUUUUAUGCAUUUCACGGAAAUCGUUUAGAAAACUUUUAUACUAUUAUGAAUUUCGGACUUCAACAACAGAUGAAUAAGAAUACAUUGAUGGGAAAUGGAGUAUAUUUGUCAACAGAUCUCAAUACAAGUUUACCGUACAGUCAUGGAGGUUUCGGUUGGGGCGCUAGUUGUAUUGGUGGGCAUCUAUCUUGUAUAGCAAUGUGUGAAGUUAUUGAUGCUCCUGAAGGAAUAAACUACCAGAAACCUAUUUCUAAUGAAGGGGAUGGUGUUUAUACAGAUGACAAAAACCAAUUGGUGUCCGAUCCUGCCCUCGAAGGACAAAAUUUAUCACAGUACAUUGUAACUAAUUGUGAUUUAGUAAGAUUAAGGUACCUGUUGGUGUAUGCAAAACAACCUGCCUCCAUGCGUUUUCCAACAACGUCCGUCAAUGGUCGGAAUGUUGGUGGUCUUCGUCAAUGGUUGUCAAGACACAAAUUGUUCUCAAUUUUACUUGGUUAUGGUUUAAUGUUGGCCACAAUUGGGUUUGCUAAUAAUCAACCGGUUCAUUAUUAUUACAAAAUGUUUUUAAAAAAACUGGACAUAGCUUAUAGUUCUGUUAAAAUAUAAUAUCUUGUUUGCCGCGUUAUGCCGAGGUGUGUCGUAUUUUGAAGUUUGUAAAUUUUUGUGUCCGAUUAUAAAGAUUUACUAA